UCCGCCGACUCUGUGAGCCCAUUCGGCGAAGAUGGCGAGCGGAGGGAUCUCGGUCGCUUCGCUGUGGACCGAAGUGAACCGCUGUGGGCAGAAUGGAGACUUUACAAGAGCCCUUAAAGCUGUGACUAAAAUUGUGCAAGACAACAGGGAGGAUGUGACGGCUCUUCACUGUAAAUUAGUUUGCCUCGUUCAGAACGGCAGCUUCAAAGAGGCGCUGAAUGUCAUGAACACUCAUUCAAAACUGCUCGGCGGUGACGUUGUGUUUGAGAAGGCGUACUGCGAGUACCGUCUGAACCGAGUGGAAAGCGCCCUGAAGACCAUCGAGUCUGCUCCUGAACAGACAGACAAGCUGAAGGAGCUUUAUGGUCAAGUGCUGUACAGGAUGGAGCGCUACGAUGACUGCAAGUCCGUCUACACUGACCUGAUCAGAAACUCCCAGGACGAGUACGAGGAGGAGAGGAAGACCAACCUCUCUGCUGUGGUGGCGUCUAUGAGUCAGUGGGAGGAAGCGCCAUUGGAGGAUCUGGGUCUCCCUGAGUCCACGUAUGAGCUGUGCUACAACGCUGCCUGCGCUCUGAUUGGUCAAGGACAGCUGACAGAGGCGCUCGGGAAACUACAGGAAGCAGAGGAGCUGUGCAGAGUGUCUUUGGCAGAGGAUUCUGAUGUGACUGAGGAGGACAUCGAGUCAGAGCUGGCUGUAAUCCACUCUCAGAUGGCGUACGUCAUGCAGUUACAGGGCCGGACGGACGAGGCUCUGCAGCUCUACAACCAGGUCAUCAAGCUCAAGCCGUCAGACGUGGGGCUGCUCGCUGUGACUGCCAACAAUAUCAUUACAAUAAACAAGGACCAAAACGUGUUUGACUCUAAGAAAAAGGUGAAGCUGACGAACGCUGAAGGUGUGGAGUACAAGCUGGCCAAGAAGCAGCUGCAGGCCAUCGACUUCAACAAAUCCCUGCUGGCCAUGUACACCAACCAGGCUGAGCAGUGCAGGAAACUGUCGUCCAGUCUCCAGGCUCAGAACCCGGGUCACCCCCGGCCGGUCCUGAUCCAGGUGGCUCAGCUGUGCCGAGAGAAGCAGCACAGCCGGGCCAUCGAGCUGCUGCAGCAAUUCUCAGACCAACAUCCAGAGAGUGCGUCUGGCAUCAAACUGACAAUGGCACAACUCUAUUUAAUACAAGGUCACGUAACAAAAGCUUGUGAUGUUCUAAGGUCCAUUGAAGAGUUCAAGCACAAAUCGGGGAUGAUUUCCGCUCUGGUAACGAUGUACUCCCAUGAAGAAGACAUCGACAGCGCUAUCGAGGUUUUCAAACAAGGGAUCGACCAUUACCAGUCUGAGCAGUCCGGAUCUGCUGCUCACUUGGCUCUUGUACGAGAAGCUGCCAAUUUCAAACUGAAGCACGGUCGGAAAAAAGAAGCCAUCAGUGAUCUGGAGCAGCUGUGGAAGCAAAACACUAAGGACAUCCACACACUGGCACAACUCAUCUCUGCGUACUCUCUGGUGGACACAGAUAAAGCCAAAUCCCUCAGCAAACACCUCCCCUCCGCAGAGACGAUGGCCUUAAAUGUGGACGUUGACGAACUGGAGAACUCCCACGGAGCAAACUACGUCAGGAAAAAGGCAGCUAAGGUCAUCGGAGAAAACCUUCCCAAAGAACAGAGCCAAGGCGACAUCAAAAAGAAGAAGAAGAAAAAGAAAGGCAAACUGCCCAAGAACUGCGACCUCUCAGCGACCCCUGACAUGGAGCGGUGGCUGCCCAUGAGGGAGCGUACCUACUACAGAGGCAAGAAGAAGGGCAAGAAGAAGGACACGAUAGGAAAAGGAACACAGGGAGCGACAGCAGGAGCUUCGGCCGAGCUGGAUGCCAGUAAGACGGCCAGCAGCCCCCCCACCUCCCCUAGACCCGGCUCUGCGUCUGGCUCCUCCACGGCCCCCGCCAGCAACGUGGUUCCCCCCCGACAGCAGAAACCUGCAGCGCCGGGGGCAACGCGCAAGAAGGUACCACAGAAGAAGAAGAAAGGAGGCAAAGGAGGCUGGUAGUCGGAGGGAAGCAUCACGUGACACACCGCUGCCUCACAGAGAAAUCAGCUUUUUUUAUGUUUUUUUUUAUUUUUGUUCUGGCCAUUCAUUGAAUUAUGUGAAACCAAAAGCUCCCCUCUGCUGUUCUGUGUCAUUCAUUUGUGUUAAAAGUACAAAGAAGAGUAUUUCAAGGACGUUUCUACACAAAUUAACUUUUUGUUGCUCUGCAAAAGCAAGUGGUUUUACUCUCGACCUUGUGAGGUCACAAUUAAAAAGACAGAUAUUGCCAUUUUGUUUUCAUUAAAGUUUCAGAUGAAUGGUAAAAUGCUUUUUUUGUUUACUUUUACCUGGUGCUCCGUCUUUUUUUUAUUCCAAAUUGCUCACAUUUGUCCCCUUGUAAUUUACAAAGACCUUCAGACGCAUCUCUAAAUGUCUUUAUUAAAAAAAUGGUGAAUCCACUCACCCUCUAUUCAAUGAAAUCACUGAAAGCCUGUCACUGCUGACAUCAAAACAUAUUCAAUGCAUUUUCUUAAUAUUUUACCAUGUGGUGGUUAGGAUGAUAGAAACUGCCUUUUCAAGCUAACAUGGAGUACAUUUUUGGGAGAAUUGUCCUUAAUAUUUCUUGAUUCGGAGAAAUAAGAUAUCACACUCUGGCUGUUUGCUUCAUGUUUUCUUAAAUUGUCCCUUUUACUUUCAAUCGGCUACAAAAAGUGAAUAUUUAUUUUGUAAUCCCUGUGUUGGUCUAAAUUCAAGCAAAACCCAGAGCUUGUUUUCAGACCAAACAGGUGAUCCCUUUUUGUUAAGUCUUAAUAAAACCCUUAACAAAGA
Molecule: messenger RNA, 2845 nt
Organism: Notothenia coriiceps (black rockcod)
Lineage: Eukaryota; Metazoa; Chordata; Actinopteri; Perciformes; Nototheniidae
Gene: srp72
Product: signal recognition particle 72
Exons: 19
Coding region: 32-2038 (668 amino acids)
Biological process (GO): SRP-dependent cotranslational protein targeting to membrane
Cellular component (GO): signal recognition particle, endoplasmic reticulum targeting
Molecular function (GO): protein binding; ribosome binding; 7S RNA binding
Source: RefSeq, a predicted model, not a curated record